UAAUACUCAGUCUCCUCUUGGCCACCGGUGAGGGAGGGUGUGCUGGCUGUUUCGGAUUGGGUUUUAUGUUUAUUGUAUAGAACUUAAGAACAUAGACGUGCAAGAUGCCCGUGUUUCACACCAAGACCAUCGAGGGCAUCCUGGAGCCCGUGGCCCAGCAGGUGUCGCGGCUGGUGAUCCUGCAUGAGGAAGCCGAGGAUGGCAACGCGAUGCCCGAUCUGGAGAAGCCUGUCAUGGCGGUGUCCAAGGCUGUCGUCAACCUGGUCAAGGUGGGCCGAGAGACCAUCAACAGCAGUGAUGACCCCAUCCUGAAACAGGACAUGCCAGCAGCCCUGCAUCGGGUGGAGAGUGCCUCAAAGCUGCUGGAGGAGGCGUCAUCAUUGCUCAAGGCUGAUCCUUACUCCCAGCCGGCAAGGAAGAAGCUGAUAGAGGGUGCGCGAGGCAUCCUGCAGGGCACUUCAGCACUACUGCUGUGCUUUGAUGAGUCUGAGGUGAGGAAGAUCAUCCGUGAGUGCAAGAAGGUCCUGGACUACCUGGCAGUGGCUGAGGUCAUCGAGACCAUGGAGGAUCUGGUGCAGUUUGUCAAGGACUUGUCUCCCUGCCUGACUCGGGUGUCCCGGGACGUGGACGCACGGCAGCAGGAACUGACGCACCAGGUGCACCGAGAGAUCCUGAUGCGCUGCCUGGAGGGAGUUAAGACACUCUCCCCCAUCCUCAUCUGCUCUAUGAAGAUAUUCAUUCAGAUCUUCCACCAGGGAGGCAAAGGCAUCGCUGAGGCUGCUGAGAACAGGAACUACCUUACAGGGCGGAUGACGGAUGAGAUCAAUGAGAUCAUCCGAGUGCUGCAGCUCACCACCUACGAUGAGGAGGAGUGGGACGCAGACAACCUGACUGUCAUGAAGAAAGCCCUCAAUGCCAUAGAUGGCAAGGCGCAGGCUGCCCAUGACUGGCUGCAGGAUCCCACAGCACUGCGGGGAGGCAUUGGAGAGAAGUCCUUGCGGCAGAUCCUCGCCCAGGCCGACAGAGUUGCUGACAGAUCACUGCCGACUGACCGCGAUGUCAUCAGGAAACUCUCAGGAGACAUUUCCUCCAUGACCGACGCCUUGUGUGAGCUGAGGCAGGAUGGCAAGGGAGCCACACCUCAGGGCCAGAGCCUGUCCCGCAGCAUCGGGGAGAAGCUUAAUGAGCUGAGUGGUGCCAUCUCUCGUGCGGUGAACAAUGUGGAGCGCAGCGGUGUGCAGCAGCCAGCACACACUGUAGCGGGGCGGCUGGAGCAGGCGCAGCGUUGGCUCAACAACCCUUCCAUGGAUGACAAGGGUUUGGGGCAGCAGGCCAUUGGCCUCAUCGUGGAAGAGGGCAAGAAGGUUGCAUCGGGACUGACUGGCCCGGCAAAGUCUGGUAUCCUUGCGCUGUGUGAGGAGGUAGACAGCCUCUCCCAGCAGCUGUCUGAGAUGUGCCGCCGUGGCCAGGGAGAGACGCCCCAGGCGCAGGCAGUGGCCAGGGCACUCUCCUCCAAACUGAAGGAGCUGAAGGACAAGAUCCAGACGGCCGUGGUGGACAGAGUGGUGGAGGACUUUGUGGACAUCACCACACCCCUCAAGCAGUUCACUGAUGCAGCGAUGGCACCUGAGGGCACACCGGGUAGGGAGCAGACCUUCGACAACAAGGCAAACAACCUUGCAAACUUCAGCAACCGUGCUGCCAAGACGGCACUCAUGGUCGCUGCGGGAAGCUCUGGCAGCAACAAGAAGCUUACUGAGGCUCUGCUGGCAUCUGCUGGACAGGUGGAGAGCCUCACCCCUCAGCUGGUCGCCGCUGGCCGCAUCCGUAUGACAUACCCAACCAACAAGGCGGCUGACGAGCACUUUGAGAACCUGCGUCGCCAGUACGCUGAGAGCAUCCAGAAAGUGAGGGACCUAGCGGACGAGGCCACUGACUCAGCUGCAUUCAUCAAGGCUUCAGAGGAUCUGAUCAAGAAGCACACGGCUGCCUGUGAGGCUUCCAUACAGAACCAUGAGCCGCAGGCCAUGGUGGACAACACCAGUGCCAUCGCCCGCCUGGCCAACCGUGUGCUGAUGGUGGCCAAGCAGGAGGCCGACAACUCUGAGGACCCAAGCUUUGUGGCCAAGGUCAAUGCUGCCUCGGAUCAGGUGCAAGUCGCCGUGACGCCUAUGGUGCAGAAUGCCAAGGAUGUGGCCAUGAACCCCGACGACCAGCGGGCCAUCGGCAGGUGGCGACAGUCCAACCACGCUCUGCUGAGUGCGGUGGGUGAGGUGCGGCGAGCAGUGAUGGUGUAUCCUGACGAGCCGGCCAUCCCGCCCCCACCUGACAUGUCCUCUCUUACCCUCAAUGCGCCACAUUAUUUUUUGGAUGAGACAGAUGUUGGGCCAAGCAAUGGACACACGAUGCUGGGCUCCCAUCCUGUUCUGUAUUCUGAGCUAGUUGGUGGUGGUGUUGGUGUUGGUAGUGGUCAGGCUGGGGUGGGUGCAGCCCCCAGCACUGCCCUGGACCACCUUCACUCCUUCCACUCUCCACAUGCCAGCCUGGCGGCGGCCAGGCACAGAUGGAGCAGAGGGGAGCCGUCAGAGACUCAAUAUGACAGCUACACAGACGAUGAGCUGCCCACGGACCCUUUCCCCUGCUACAGAGAUCAGGCACCACCACGCCCACCGCUGCCCGGUGGGGAGAAGGCUCCUCCCCCCCGUCCCCCUCCACCAGAGACUGAUGAUGAAGAAGAGACCAAAAUGUUCAGUGAAGUGCCGCAGCCCAACCAGCCCAUUAUGAUGGCGGCACAUGGUCUGCACCAGGAGGUGAAGCAGUGGUCAUCCCGGGACAAUGAGAUCAUUGCAGCUGCCAAGAAGAUGGCACUGCUUAUGGCUCAGCUGUCACAGCUGGUGCGGGGCGAGGGUGGCACCAAGAAGGACCUGAUCGCCUGUGCCAAGGCCAUUGCUGAGGCCUCUGAGGAAGUGACCCAGCUGGCCAAGGACCUGGCCAGGGAGUGCACUGACAAGAGGAUGAGGACGAAUCUGUUGCAAGUGUGUGAACGCAUCCCCACCAUUGGGACGCAGCUCAAGAUUCUGUCCACAGUGAAGGCCACCAUGCUCGGGGCUCAGGAGUGCUUCCCUCGACGUGAAUCGGAGAUCGAGAUCCUGAUUGGGUCCAGCUCGGAGGAGGACCAGGAGGCUACAGAAAUGUUGGUGGGUAAUGCGCAGAACCUGAUGCAGUCGGUGAAGGAGACGGUGCGUGCCGCAGAGGCUGCCUCCAUCAAGAUCCGCACGGAUGCUGGCAUCAGGCUGCGUUGGGUGCGCAAGCAACCGUGGUACCAAUACUAGUGCACCACUCUGUUGCUGCUGCUGCUGCUCGGCUCUGCUUUGUGUAUUACUCUACCCACAACUUGUAUAGAUAUACAGUAUACACAAGUAUAUAGCAAAAUAAAAGAGGUCUAUUUUAUAUUGAAUUCAAAGAAUAUAUUAUAACUGUCUGAUGGGCAUUAUUGUUUAGCUAUCAAGUCUGCUUGAUUUGCUGUGUCAGGGAGGCUGUGCAGGCAGUGCCCUUAGGGAGGUACCUGCCAGGGUCCCUGAGUGUCAGGGAGGCUGUGCAGGUGGCACCUCGGGGCAGGCACCUGACUGGGAGCUUGUAGCUAAAUGGUGUGCCUGGAGAGAGGAAAUGAAGGCUCUCACCUGAGGUCACAAGGGAAGGUUUGUGAGUGGGAAAACAGUUGACAAUGUAGACAGUGUUAAGGUGACUUGAAAUGUUACACUCCUCACAGAGUAGCUUGUGUUCUGUUUGAACAUGUACACAGUAAACACUGCCUUAAUACUGUAUAAUGAAUGUCCUUGUAAAUAAUUUUAAUUGUUUGCAAUAAGUGAUGAACUAAUAUGUAAGUUAAAUUUCCUGAUCUCCCAGAAGCAAGUAUUAGACAAGAAAUAAAACCAAUCACUGAUUCCAUCCUCCGUGGCAAACUGAAGCUGCACGGAGCGACACGCUCCCUGCACUGCAGUACGUCUCCAUUAACUUUCUGAUAGGUGAGGCUCCUCCAUGUGCUUGUUGUGUAUGUGCCAAAACUAUUGUCUUCCUCGUAAGGCGACAGUGCUAUCAGUUGAAUCAGAAGUGACGUAACCUUUUACUAAAUUCUGGACUACUUCACGUUGUAUUGUUAGACAUUUAUGCAGGCUCAUUAAAGUACUGUGAACUGUGGGUCAAUGUAUGCUGUCUUGCUUAAUUUUUAGUUAUGUAUUACCUUCAUCAGUUGAUGAAUCAGAGCAUCUUGCAGUCUUUGUGCAGGUUUAGCCUUUUGUUUUUUCCAAAAUUUUCAGGGAAUCCAUGCCAUAUCACUGUAGCUGUCCCAUGGUAGAGGUCUGGUAGUCACUCACAGCCUGAGGUGAGGCAUUCAUGUAGGGAAGGCUACUGAAAAAUAGAUUGUUACACAAGUGUCCCAAAGUAACAAAUAUCAAUUUGUUAGAGAAAUAGACUUGCAAUAUUAGGUUAGGCUGUCUCUGCCGCACGGCACAAUGGGCUGCCGCCACUGCUGCCGAUCACAAGAGUCUUCUGGCAACCUUUGUGCAGAACUAACUGACUACUGUAGCUUAACACAUGACUAGUGUCUGUUCAUUGGUGCUUACCUCGUAGUCUGUCACACAACAAAUCUAUCUAUACCAGUGUAACGAAUAGGACGAGAGUACUGUACCUACACUAUGAUAGACUUAUGCUCAUUGAUUUAGGAUAAGGUGGAACUAAUAAGGGUAUAAUAUUGAGCUUGUUGAUAUGUAAUUUUUGUUGUGUUUGUAAUGAUUUGAGUGCCUUUAUGAUGUAAUUAAGAUGAUUUACCAUGACUUAAGUGUUUACACUCUUUUAUAGAUAUCAUUAUAGUACUUCAGUACUUCAAGAAGAAAGUUCAGGUUCCCACAAGUGCAUACUUUGAGUAGAGUGGUCAGCUGAUAGUGUUCCUAUUUUAAUUCUUAUGCUCCUCUCUGGUUGCAAUGCCCUAGUGAUUUAAGAAGCACUUACAAUCACGCUGAGGCCUUAUAUAGUUGAAGCACCUAAUGCCACUGGGAACAAGAGGUAUCAUGUAAAGAAACUCACACUCCCAAAAGUAAGAUGGUCAAAUUGUAAUGCGUCCCAUGUGCCAUGGCAGUGUGCCUUGCUGGCACACUGGUGUGCUGGGCACCGGCUGGCCCAGACCUGUUCCGUACACAGAUUCUUUGCUCUCCUGGUGAUGCAGUGCUUCUGUCGUCCGCAUGUGUGGUUGCACAAAGGAGAAGACCAGAGUGCAGAAUGAGGCGAGGCACAGCCCAGGACAGACUCAGACAGUGGAUGCCUGGCUUGCCUCACUCGCACUUGGCUCUUCUUUCAUUUCUCAGUCCACAUAGAAAAGUUGUCUUGGUUCCAUUUUAAAUCUUUGACAUGCAAGAUCUGAUAUUUUAUAAAAAAGAUAUAGUAAAUCCAUAUCA
Molecule: messenger RNA, 5450 nt
Organism: Portunus trituberculatus (swimming crab)
Lineage: Eukaryota; Metazoa; Arthropoda; Malacostraca; Decapoda; Portunidae
Gene: Vinc
Product: vinculin-like
Exons: 25
Coding region: 105-3332 (1075 amino acids)
Biological process (GO): cell adhesion
Cellular component (GO): actin cytoskeleton
Molecular function (GO): actin filament binding; structural molecule activity
Source: RefSeq, a predicted model, not a curated record